Molecule: messenger RNA, 13613 nt
Organism: Leguminivora glycinivorella
Lineage: Eukaryota; Metazoa; Arthropoda; Insecta; Lepidoptera; Tortricidae
Gene: Hml
Product: hemocytin-like
Cellular component (GO): extracellular region; extracellular matrix
Molecular function (GO): protein binding; chitin binding
Source: RefSeq, a predicted model, not a curated record
CGUGCCAACGACUGUUAUCAGGGAUUUUUUUAAUGGAUUUUUCUAGAAUAUUUUAAAGAUGUAUUUAGUUACUCAGGCUUUUUUUCUUCUGCUUGGACUAUGGUGGUGUGAAGCAGGCUACGGGAUGUCUGAGCAAGAUGCCCUCUCCGACGUAGAAGCACCCGCAUACGUUCCAGCAUACGCGAAAAACAAACAAUUUGGCACAAAAACCGGAUAUUCCACCAGAACUGGCUACGGCACCAAAACGGGGUACGGUACCAAAACCGGCUACGGUACAAAAACUGGUUAUACAAAGACUGGUUAUGGUACAAAAACCGGGUACGCUGGCACUAAAACCGGAUAUUCGGAGACGAGAACCUGGAACUCGGAAUCUGGAUCAGCCCCUACGUAUCAGGAGGUACAGCACAAUGCUAACCAAAUAUUUGCAGGGCCGAAAUGCGACCCCACCUGCAAGAACAACGGGAUCUGCAUCGACACCAACACCUGCCACUGCCCGGCCAACUUCCAGGGCAAAUGGUGCGAGUUCGAGAAAAAACCCUGUCUCACUUAUCCACCGCUACCCAUGAACUCUAUGAGGAAAUGCAAUGAUGAACUUUGCACAAUAACCUGUUCCGAAGGCCACAAAUUCAUCGACGGCACAACGGUGGCCAAUAUGCGCUGUGUGGACGGGCAAUGGCAGCCGACUCGAGCGGACUUCUCGUCCAUACCUGACUGCGAACCGGAAUGUAACCCGCCCUGCCUCAAUGGCGGUGUGUGUCUGUCAGUUAAUACUUGCCAGUGCCCGCAAGAGUAUAGGGGGCCACAGUGUCAGUACGUAACAUCUGUCUGCGAUUUCCGCAAGCUGUCGUUCAAUGGCAAUUACAAAUGUAAAGGAAACGACGAAGAGUUCUCUUGCCGGCUUAGCUGUCCUGCUGGGGCCGUGGCCUCUUCUACUUUUGCUGACCAGUAUACUUGCUUGUACGCUACUGGAUUGUACUCACCUCAACCGAUCCCACACUGCGUAUUCAAUGACGUCGUUGUCGUCACGCCAAGCAACUACCAAUCGGGAUACAGCAGUAGCUAUUACGAAACUUACUACCACAACGGCAGCGAAAGCCAAAGCCACAGCCAAACUGGCUUCGGCAAAUAUGGCAGCUACCAGAUCAACCACGGGUCAGAGACAGUGGAAUACGGGAAGAAGGGAGGCGGCACCAAAGGCACUAACGUGCAUAUUGUGGUGCAGGACUUUACGCCUAAGGGCGGCACUUGCUUGACCUGGGCUGGCGUGCAUUACAAGACUUUUGACGGGAAAAUCUAUAGCUUCGCGUCUUCAUGUCAACACAUCCUUGUACAAGACGCGAAAGAACACGAAUUCACCGUGGCUGUGAAGCAGGGAACCUGUCAGAGGAAAGACUACUGUCCUCUAGAACUGACCAUCUACUUGGAAGACAAGCCAUACGUGCUUUCCGCUGGGGAAGAAGAAGGCACAGUGCUGUUCCGUAGCACGCGCCGCCUGAUCCCGAUCCCAGCCUCACUGCCGGGCAUUCGCGUGUCAAUGCCGGGAGACUAUGUCGUUGUGAACUUAGAUGCUAUCGGGGUUAUCAUCAAAUGGGAUACCAACAACGUGGUACUCGUAGAAGGCUCAGUGCUUCUAUGGAACAACACCCAAGGUCUUUGCGGACGACUAGACGGCAAUCCAGAGAACGACUUCACAACGAAAGAGGGCACCAUCGCUAAGACCAAAUCUGUCCUGGCUUCAUCCUGGCAGAUCAAGAAGAUCGGAGACAUUUGCGACAGUUCGCCCUCUGAACCGAACGCUUGCGCAACCAAGACCCAAGACGAGUUGAGGAAAGCACAGACGUUCUGCACCAACGUUUUUAUCAAGGAGAAGUUCAGGAAAUGCUCUAGCGUAAUGGACGUGACUCAGUUGCUAGAGACGUGCGUGUGGGACUACUGCGCAUGCACGUCUGGUUUGAGUCCGGAGGAGUGUGCCUGCAACACAGUGUCUGUGUACGCGAAGGAGUGUCAACGACUCGGCGUCAAGGAGAUGAAGGACUGGAGAGACACUGAGACCUGCCCAAUGAAAUGCCCAGAAGGCAAGAUCUACAAGUCCUGCGGCCCAGAUGUGCAGCCCAGCUGUCAGUUCUCCAACCCCUCACCACCCGACGCUAACACCUGCGUAGAGGGUUGCUUCUGUCCUGAGGGUUUACUUCUAGAAGCUGGGAAAUGCGUGCCUAAAGAAGAAUGCCCAUGUAGACUUAGGAACAAGAGCUUCAAGCCUGGGAAGACGGUGAAAAAGGAUUGCAACACUUGCACAUGCCAAGCCGGCGAAUGGACCUGCACAGCUGUCCCCUGCGGCGCGCGCUGCGGAGCCGUCGGAGACCCUCACUACACCACCUUCGAUGGACUGCGUUACGACUUCAUGGGACACUGCACCUACACUCUACUGCAGGCUGAGAACGUGACUGUUGAGGUGGAAAAUGUGGCGUGCGCGGGCAGUAUUAGCGAGGAAAUGAACCUAACGCCUUUCAAGGGCGAAGGGCAGCCGUCCUGCACAAAAGCCGUCAACCUCAAGUACCACGGACUGGAUCUUCACCUGAAGCAGGGAGGCUUGGUGCUGGUGAAUGGGAAGGAAGUGGCAACAUUGCCGGUGCAUGUUGGUGAAGUGUUGAUCAGAGCUGCUUCGUCACUCUUCCUUAUUGUGCAACUUCCCAACGGAAUCGAUCUAUGGUGGGAUGGCAACACCAGAGUUUUUGUUGACAUACCACCAACAUUCCACGACAAAACUAAGGGUCUCUGCGGCACCUUCAACCUGAACCAAAAAGACGACUUCCUAACACCAGAGGGCGAUGUCGAACAGACCGCUCUCGCGUUCGCCAACAAAUGGAAGACGAGGGAACUUUGUACAGAUGUGGAUGUGAAGGAACCGGAGCAUCCUUGUAAAGCUAAUGUGCAGAAUAAAGAAAGUGCGGAGAAGUAUUGUAGCAAGUUGAAGAGCAAAUUAUUUGAACCUUGUCACUGGCACGUCUCAGUGGACCCCUAUUACGACGAAUGCGUUUACGAUAUGUGCGCAUGCGCGGGCGACGCGUCCAAGUGUCUCUGCCCCAUCCUUGGAGACUAUGCUAUGGCCUGCGCGAAGAGCGGCGUGGAAAUACAGUGGAGAUACAAUGUCAAAGAAUGUGAAUUGUCAUGUACCGGCGGACAGGAAUAUACCGUAUGUGCUGACAGUUGUCAGCGAACAUGUUCUGACGUCGCUCUGUCAGCGCGUGGGCAAUGUAAACCAUGCUGCGUGGAGGGCUGUGCUUGUCCCGUUGGUCAGGUAUUGGACAGCAAUAACGUUUGCGUGCCAGUGGGGCUAUGCCCCUGCUUCCAUAAAGGCAUGCAGUUCGAUUCCGGAUACAAGGAGGUCAGAGCAGGUCGCAGGGAGAGAGAACUUUGCACUUGCGUCGGUGCACGUUGGGAAUGCGUCCCGGCAACGCCUUAUGACAUUCAGAACUACCCUCCAGCAGAGGACCUGCGUAGCAACUGCAGUGCUGCCAACCACAUGGAAUUCACUACUUGUGAAGUUGCAGAGCCUCUGACGUGCAAGAAUAUGCAUCUACCGCCAUCAACAACCACUAAAGAAUGCCGGCCAGGCUGCCAAUGCAAGAAGGGAUAUGUGCUAGACGCGAGUAGUAACAAAUGUGUACUGGCGACAGAAUGCCCCUGCCACCACGGCGGGCAGAGCUUCCCAGACGGCCAUGAAAUGCAAGAAGAAUGCAAUAAAUGUAAAUGUACGAACGGCAACUGGGUCUGCACAGACCUCAAAUGCCCAGGCAUCUGCUCAGCGUGGGGCGACUCGCAUGUGACAACCUUCGACGGCAAAGAGUACGAGUUUGAGGGGGUCUGCACAUACCUACUGGCUAAGGGCAGCGCUGACGCUAGUGACGGAUUUGAAGUGCAAAUACAGAACGCCCCAUGCGGCACGACCGGCGCGACAUGCUCUAAAACGGUGACCCUAAAAGUCGGUAGCGGGAAGAACGAGGAAAUAGUCGAGCUCACCAAGGACGCACCUCUGCCGGACUUUUCCAAACCAGAGAGAAUAAAGCUCCGCAUCGCUGGUAUCUACGUGUUCCUCGAUGUACCGAGUUUGGGCAUGAGCCUACAGUGGGACCGCGGCAUGCGUGUCUACGUCAAAGUGGACUCAAUGUGGCGUAACAGAGUGAAGGGUUUGUGUGGCAACUACAACUCAGACUCACGAGACGACUUCCAAAAACCUGAGGGUGGCAUCGCCGAGUCAUCUGCCCUGAUCUUCGCUGACUCUUGGAAACUGAAGCCAACUUGCCCUAAACCUGUGGCUGUUGAGGACCACUGCCGCCAACGCCCCGAACGCAAAGACUGGGCCACCAACUCUUGCGGUGCUCUCAAACAGCACCCCUUCACACUCUGUCACACUGAGGUCCCCCCCACACCCUUCAUAGAACAGUGCGAGCGAGAUGCCUGCGCGUGCGACUCGGGAGAUGACUGCACUUGUGUGUGUACAGCGUUAGCAGCGUACGCUCAUAGAUGUGCCACUAGAGGCGUUGUUUUCAAGUGGAGGACGAAGGACAGAUGCCCAAUCCAAUGCGACGAGACUUGCGCCACCUACGACCCGUGCAUAUCGCCGUGUCCGGAGGAAACCUGCGAGAACACCUACUACUACAAGGAAAUACUGCCCAUUUGCCAGCGAGACACUUGCGUUGAAGGUUGCAAACCAAAGCCUGAGGAAAAGAAGCAGUGUCCAGAAGGCCAAAUUUCCUUCAACCUCACUUCAAAUGAAUGCGUGUCUCGCGGCCGUUGUAAACCCGUCUGCAUGACGUUGCCUGACGGUACACAAAUAUUGGAGGGAGAGGUGAUAGAACAGGACGCUUGCCACACUUGUCGGUGUUCUAAGAAAGAGAGAAUCUGUAUGGGCUUUAUGAUCGAACAGGACACUUGCCACACUUGUCGGUGUUCUAAGAAAGAGAGGAUCUGUACUGGGCUGCCUUGUUCUACUGAGGCACCAACACCCCCGCCAAUAGUGAUAACAACUCCCCAUGACGAAGGCCUGAAGUGUGUCACAGGCUGGACGCCCUGGAUCAACCGAGGCCCACCAGAGACGACCUCCGAUGGACAUUCAGUAGAUAAGGAACCUCUACCAAAGUUCAAUGAAAUGACGCCUUGGAUCAAGAAAAUGCUGUCGAGUCAAAAAGCUUUAUCCAUGUUCAACAUAUCAAAUCGGCCAGCCAAUGUGCGGAAGGCGAACAUGACUCGCAUCAAAUGCCGCACCACAGUGAACCACCAGGCUCCCAAAGACACCGGUCUGAACGUGGAGUGCAGUUUGGAGAAGGGUCUCGUGUGCAACGAGGUUGGAAACACUUGUCCCGACUUUGAGAUACAAGUGUGGUGCCAGUGCGAAGAGGAAGACGACGAGAAAGGUCGCCAUCUCCCCGAGCCAACAAAACCUCAAAACGAAGAAGAAGGUGGCGAAGUGUUCCAAUGCCUCAACUCCAACCAUCCGAACUACCCUCACCCCAGCGACUGCAGCAAAUUCUACGAAUGUACCCCCGAAGUACUGAACCCUUCGAAACCCCAUGCGGUUCUCAAGUCGUGUCCUCCAGGGCUUAUGUAUAGUAAGAAGCUGAUGAUUUGCGACUGGCCCGCCAGCGUUAUUGCGGACAGGCCUGAAUGUGGUGCAGCCACAACGCCUACACCGAUCACCGCUACAACGCCGAGCGGAUGCCCUCCCGGACAAGUGUUCAAGAAGUGCGCGUACCCUUGCGAUAGCCUGUGCGACCACUUCAAGAUGGCCGUCGUGAAGAAAGGACAGUGCAAGUUUGGAGAGAAAUGCAUUGAAGGAUGUGUGGACAAGUCGGUAGCUAAUAUAAAAUGCGAGUUUUCAUCGCGCUGGCGCGACGAGAAGACGUGUGUGCCGCUAAAAGACUGCACCUGCGAUUAUGAAGGAAAAAUUAUCAAGCCUGGUGGUGUAGUCAACGAGCAAUGCAAGAAAUGCCAAUGCCUCGACAACGCUCUCCACUGCGAUACCAGCGAAUGCGUCUCCGUAAGCGUACCUCCAGGGCCGUCACAUCUCCCCAUGAUAUUCCCUACUCCUGCCACUCGACCUACCACAACUACCACUAUGGUGCCUUUGAUUGUGAAAACUACGGUGUCACCGCCGCCGGAAUGUAGCCCAGAAAGAUACAAGAAUCUACUGUGGCAAGGGGACGAGCCACUCCCUGCCUCAUCAUUCCUUGCUAGUUCUGUGGACAGCGAGCAUUUCGAGCCUCAAUACGCCAAGCUUAACGGCAAGGCUGAAGGAGAUUCUGGAGGAAGCUGGCUAGCCGCCAACCAAGACACAGACCAGUUCAUUCAAGUAGAGCUACCUACCGCCCAGCCGAUAUACGGAGUGAUCUUGCAAGGCAGCCCGAUAUAUGACCAAUACGUCACUAGCUAUGAGGUCAUGUAUGGUGAUGAUGGUCAUGUGUUUUCCUAUGUGGAGGGACCGAAGGGAGACAGACAGGUAUUCCGAGGCCCGGUGGACCACGUCGGUGCAGUGAAGCAAAUGUUCACGCCUCCGAUCGAAGCGAAGUUCGUGCGAGUCAGGCCUCUGACUUGGCACGACAAUAUCGCUGUACGCUUCGAACUGAUUGGCUGUGCAGAACUUACCACUACAACUAGUACUACUGUCGCUACCACGCUGGAACCUUUGCAAUGCACAGAGCCUCUUGGUCUAGCAGCUGACCUGCCCGUUGACAGCAUCGAAGUGAGCUCUAACAGCGAAGAUAGGAAGUACUUCGCACUCUCAGGGGAGCGGGGGUGGAGGCCUUUGUACAGCACGCCUGGAGAAUGGAUCAUGUUCGACUUCACUGCCCCGCGCAACAUUACUGGCAUCAAGACUAAAGGCGGCGUCAAUGACUGGGUGACAGCCUACACCGUCAUGUAUACAUCCGAUCUAUCUACUUUCCACCCCGUGGUUGACGCGUCCGGUGCGCCUGCGACCUUCCCUGCCAACUUUGACAGAGAUAGUGUAGUGACCACAGAGUUCCGCCCACCCAUUAAAGCUCGCUACCUCAAAGUCUUGCCUGCCAAGUGGAAGAAUAAUAUUGAAAUGAGAAUCGAACCUAUAGGCUGCUUUGAACCGUACCCAACACAACCGACAACGCUCGAGCCCCUGCUGCACGGAGCCGCUCGGUCUAGCCGCGAUCUCCCCGUUGAGAGUAUCGAAGUGAGCUCCAAGAGCGAAGAUAGGAAGUACUUCGCACUCUCAGGACAAAGGGGAUGGAGGCCUUUGUACAGCACGCCUGGAGAAUGGAUCAUGUUUGACUUCACAUCUCCUCGCAACAUAACGGGCGUUAAGACAGCGGGAGGUCCGAACGGCUGGGUGACGGCAUACACCAUAAUGUACACCUCCGAUUUAAGUACUUUCACCCCAAUUGUGGACGAUGCCGGCGCACCUCAACUCUUCCCCGCUAAUUUCGACAGAGACAGUAUUGUCACCACGGAGUUCCGUCCUCCCAUACACGCGCGGUACCUGAAGGUGCUACCGGCCAAGUGGAAGGACAACAUCGAGAUGAGAGUCGAACCUAUAGGCUGCUUUGAACCUUAUCCGAUCCCAACAACUACUCUCGCGCCCCUCCAAUGCACUGAACCCCUUGGACUUGCGGCCGACCUCCCCAUUGAGAGCAUCGAAGUAAGCUCUAAAAACGAGGAUAGGAAGUACUUCGCACUCUCAGGAGAGCGGGGGUGGAGGCCUUUGUACAGCACACCUGGAGAAUGGAUCAUGUUCGACUUCACUGCCCCACGCAACAUCACCGGCGUCAAAACUAAAGGUGGUGUCAAUGGAUGGGUGACCGCCUACAACAUCAUGUACACAUCCGAUCUGAGCACUUUCAACCCAGUAGUGGAUGAUACUGGCGCUACAAAGAUGUUCCCCGCGAACUUUGACAGGGAUACCGUGGUCACUACGGAGUUCCGUCCUCCCAUACACGCGCGUUACUUGAAGGUGCUCCCGGCCAAGUGGAAGGACAACAUCGAGAUGAGAGUCGAGCCUAUAGGAUGCUUCGAACCUUAUCCGGCAACAUCGCCCAAGCCCACACUCUCGCCUUACAUCCCCACUACCGAAGCCUGCGUACUCUGCCCUGGAAUACAAUCGGCUACUUGCGACUGCCACAACGGCACUGCCAAGUAUUUCGACGGCGACGGCUGCGUCACUAGAGACCAGUGCCCGUGUGUUGAGGGCUUUAUGACGUACGCUGUUGGCUCUUCCUUCCGCGGUACCAACUGCGACGAGUGUGUAUGCAAACUGGGCGGCGUGACGGACUGCAAGCCCGUCAAGGAGUGCAAAUGUGCUUCGGACCUAGUACCAAAACUGACAUCAACCUGCGAAUGCCUCUGCGAACCCUGCCCUGUGGGCACCAAGAUCUGCCCAACAAGCAAGUUCUGUCUUGACAUCAAGAAGUGGUGCGACAGCCUCCAAGACUGCCCUGAUGAUGAGAGAGACUGCGCUACACCACUGCGCCGUGGGGUGACCACUGUGGAGCCUCCGGUGGUGACCACUGUCGUUGCGACGGUCGCUGCCACUGUACCUACUACUACCGUCAAACCAAUCGAAUGCGAAGAAGUGAAAUGCCCGCCAGGCUAUCUAGUCCGACUGAUCGCGUCCCGCUACACAAGUUCUUCCACAUCUGAUCUCCCCCCACCCCGCCCCAGACAGUCUUACAGGAGAUACCAGACUGGAUAUGCUAAGGGAGGGACCAAGGGGGGAUACGCGAAGGGUGGUUACUCAAAGGGUGGAUAUGCAAAGGGUGGAUUUGCCAAAGGUGGAUAUGGUGGUGGUUCAUCACAAUCCCAAAGCUUCACCCUCGACAAGGCGACCCUGCCAACCGUCGCUCCGAACACCACUAAAGAGUGCCAGCAGUUCCGCUGCGUCCCGAAGUUGCCUCCCCUCCGCCCCGGCGUCACCCGCGCCCCGCUCAUCUGCUCCACCCCCGUGUGCCCUCCGGCGUACUCGCUAAGAUUGGAAGCGGUUGCUGCAGCCAAUGAAUGCCCGCAAUACGGCUGCGUGCCUCCGCCUGAGCGUCCAGUUUUCUGCAACGUCACCGGACGCACGUUCAACACCUUCGACGGCUCGGAGUACAAAUACGACAUCUGCUAUCACAUGUUGGCGAGGGAAACCACCUUUGGAGACUGGACGAUCAUCCUGCGCAAGAAAUGUCGCGUCGACGGCUGUUCCAACCAACUCCUAGUCAGCCAGGAUGAUCAGCUGAUCUUAGUCAAACCAAACCUCAUGAUAGAGUACGAUAACUUCGAAUACACAGUCGAGCAGACGAAUGAGAUCUGCUUCCAGAAGAAUAGUUUUGAUAUCAGCAAGUUAGGGAACGGACUGGCGAUCAAGAGCAGGAAAUAUAACUUUGUGGUGCUGUAUAAUACUGAUGGGGAUGUCAAAGUUGGGGUUUACAAAUCUCAUGUUAACCACGUGGACGGUCUCUGCGGCUUCUACGAUGGAAUAGCCUCCAACGACCGCCGAAUGCCCAACGGCGCUCAAGCGUCCAGCGUCGACGAGUUUGGACGCAGCUGGGCCAAACCGGGACUCUCACCGAAGGCUUGCGAGACUAAAGUUAUUCCGCCUGAGAAGCAAAGCGAGCUUGGGAGCUGUGUGACGUGCGCUCAAGCGUCAAGCGUCGACGAGUUUGGACGAAGCUGGGCCAAGCCUGGACUGUCGCUGAAGGCUUGCGAGACUAAAGUUAUCCCGCCUAAGAAACAGAAGCGAGCUUGGGAGCUGUGUGACGUCAUCACGAAGGAACCCCUCUCGAAAUGCUCCAAGGUCCUCAACCUGGACUUAUGGCGCAACAUUUGCUUGGAGAAACUGUGCAAGUGCACAGAACUGAUGGUCGACGGCAGACAACGUACUGAAGAGGAAUGCCGAUGUCUACUGGUUGAAAAGAUGGUCGCUGAAUGUCUAGCAGCCGAUAAGGACUUGGACAUUGCGGCGUGGAGAAUGAAUUUGAAUUGUCCCGCGGACUGCCCAGCCCCUCUCGUCCACUACGAUUGCUACAGCAAGACUUGCGAGCCAACAUGCUCCACGAGCAGCAACCGACAAACUUGCACGACACAACCUGGAGCCUGCUUCCCUGGCUGCUACUGUCCUGAGGGGAAACUGAGGAAGGGGGACAAGUGUGUCACACCGCAGGAGUGCUUGGACUGCAACUGCCACGGUUUGGGCUCACCAGCUCAAUACACUACUUUUGAGGGAGACGACAUGCCAUUCCUCGGUAACUGCACGUAUCUCGCUUCUAGAGACAGGAACGAAACGGGACUGCAUAAGUACGAGGUGUACGCUACAAACGGACCCUGCGAAGGAAAAGCCGUCGCUACCUGCACCAAAGCAGUGCACGUCGUUUAUGAGAAGAACGUCAUCCACGUCACCAAGGAUCCCGUCACUAAGAAGCUGGUGACGAGCUUUGGCAAUACCGUGGUGUACAAGUUCCCCGUGAAGAAGGACUGGGUGACCGUCAGCGUGGUCAACAAACAGGACGUUGUCAUCAAACUGCUCGACGCGUAUAUGGAGUUAACAGUUCUGCAGGCCAAGAUGGAGUUUGGCAUCCGCGUGCCUUCGCACGUGUACGCUAAUGCCACGGAGGGAUUAUGUGGAGUCUGCGCUGGUUACCAAGAGGCAUUAGUCACGAGCAAUGGAACUCUCACAGGAGACUUUGAACUGUACGGCAAGAGUUGGCAAGCCACCCCGACUGCACUUACCACCCUGGGUAUGUCUCCACAAGACCAGUGCGACCAGCCACCGCCGCCAGAACCCGAGUGUGUCCCGCCGCCGGCUGACCAGAACGUCUGCUACAACCUCUUCGACAAGGACAAGUUUGGACAGUGUCACGCUUUAGUGGACCCGCAACCGUUCUUAGAAGCAUGUGAGAAGGAUAUCUGCGAAAACGCCACAGACUUAUGCUCGACACUGGAGAACUACGCCAGCGCCUGCCGCAGACAGGGAGUCUGUCUCGACUGGACACCAUUCGUGUACCGCCCGUGCGUGGACUGUGAGCAGACCUGUGAGAACCACGACGAGUUGAGAAAGGACCCCAAGAAGUGUGACAAGAAACCGGUGGAGGGCUGCUUCUGUCCUGAAGGAAAGGUUCGAGUAGAGAACAGCUGUAUAGAACCAACGAAAUGUUUCCCUUGCGAUGCCAACAAGGAACAUUAUGCAGGAGACGAGUGGCAAGAAGACGCGUGCAGCAAAUGCACGUGCAGCAAGUUGGAAGGCGAGCGCGUCGCGCACGUGUCGUGCACGAAAAUGACGUGCUCCAUACCCGUGUGCGCGAUGGGAGAGGAACUGCUUACCACGCCGAAGACGGGCGCUUGCUGCCCGGAGUAUUUGUGCGAUGCUUUUAAGCAGGCAGUAAUAUCACCUAUACAUAAGGACGGGAACAGAGACGAUGUUAAUAACUAUCGACCAAUCUCGAUUCUACCAGCGCUUUCUAAGCUCCUGGAGAGGCUUAUGAACACUCGCCUGGUGAAAUAUCUCGAAAGUAAUAAUAUCCUCUCACCUAACCAAUAUGGGUUCCGCAAAGGUAGGUCAACGGAGGACGCGGUGAACUCAAUAACCAGUAUGAUUGCUAGACAUCUAGAUAACAAAAAGAAGUGCACCGCAGUCUUCCUUGACCUCGCCAAGGCCUUCGACACCGUCUCUUACAAAAACCGCAAAAAUUGUGUGAAGAACCUAAUUAGUUCUAGCUUCAUUUCAUACCAUGGAAUGUGGAUACGGCCAAAUAUUUCUAAAAAACCGCAAAAAUUGAAGACGACGCCCAACGGAUGCAAGGAGUUCGCCUGCGAAUGUAAACCAGUCAGCGAAUGCGAGCACAUCCCAACGGACAGCGAGGUCGAGAUUAUGCCGGGCAUGCAGCGCAUCAUAGACAAUAGCGGCUGUUGUCCGAAAGCACAACUACUCUGUCGUCCGGACACCUGCCCUGAUCCUAUAACGUGUCCGCUCCAUCACACGCGUCGCGUCGUUAAUAACACGGGCGCCUGCUGUCCGGAUUAUAAAUGCGAACUACCUGCCGAUAAAUGCCUGGUGACUUUAGAAUGGGAGGCAGCUUCUAAAGGCGGUGAAAAGGCUCGCUCCACACCACAAACCAUGCUGAAAGAUCUGGACUCGGCGUGGCUGGACGGGCCGUGCCGCUCGUGCCGCUGCGAGCCCUCCCCCCCCGGCCCCACCCCUCGCUGCGCCGUCACCGACUGCCCCCCGCUCGGCGCCGGGGACCAGUUCGUACUGGAACCCAGACCUGUGCCUUUCGCGUGCUGCCCCGUGUCCGCUCAAGUGGCGUGUCGGGCCGGCGACACCGUGUACAGAGUGGGUGAAAACUGGACUAACCCUCACGACGUAUGCGAAUCUUAUCAGUGCGUACAAAUAGAGGACGGCAAAUUAGAGAAGGUCACAACGGUGCAGACCUGCCCUACGGACUGCGAACCGGGUUGGAAGUACUUCCCCGCUGAACCCUCGAGCGGGCAGUGUUGCGGCAAAUGUAAGCCAGUGGCUUGCGUGUGUACUGGCGUUGAAAGACCCAUUGGUACAACUUGGCAGUCUCCGGACUUGUGUACGAACUAUACUUGUGUGCUGGCUGAUGGCAAUCUGCAAGUUCAAACUUCAAACGAGACCUGCCCUGAAGUCCCCGUGGCCUUGAAGAAGCAGUUCGUUAUGAAGGAAGAAAAGCCAGCUGGCAAGUGCUGCAAGACGCAGGAGCCUGUUGCGUGCCGAGUGGGCAACGAUAUCUAUCAGGAGGGCCAAACCUGGCAGUCGCCAGACCCGUGCAAGAACUUCACUUGCGCCCGCGACGGCACCGGCCGACUGGCACACUCGCCUAACGUGGAGACUUGCACGACGACUUGCAAGCGAGGAUGGAAAUACGUGACGCCAGCCCCUGGUGUGUGCUGCGGACAUUGCAGGCAGGAGCAGUGCGUGGUGGAAGAUGAGUUGAAGGACGCAGGUUCAACCUGGAAAUCUCCCGACAACUGCACAACGUACACCUGCGAGCGAAGCGGCGAAGACCUGCUGAUGACGUCAUCGCGUGUUCCGUGCUCCGACGUGACGUCAUGCGCGCCGGAGGACCUAGUUAAUGAGACCUGCUGUACCGUGUGCAAGGAGAAACCCGCCGCUCUCAAAACGUGCUACCCCGAAGAAAUACCACAACCGGAGACAGUGGGCCUGAUCAGAGUUACUUUACGUCCCCACGGCGUCUGCGUAAACUCGGCUCCAGUGCCAGGCUUCCGAGAAUGCAGAGGCUCAUGCCAUUCUGGCACACUUUACAAUAAUCAGACAGGCAGCCACGACUCCCAGUGCGAGUGUUGCCAGGCGACCAAAUACACGAAAGUGACCGCGUCGCUGCGCUGCGAGGACGGAAGCACGCAGCCUCACGUGGUCGCGUCGCCGCUCGAGUGUGGAUGUCGUGCUUGUGGCGACACUGUGUCUAAAUAUCCUACGAAGACUGGGUAUGGAGUUAAAAAUGGAGUGAAAACGCCGCCGAAACGGGAAGAGUACGACUACGAUAUCCCGGAGAUCUACGCGAGAAUGGCGCCCGAAUCUCGACGAUAAACAUUUCGAGAAAAAAUCGAGGAAUUCUGAGAAAUCAUUUUCG